Molecule: messenger RNA, 3457 nt
Organism: Anguilla anguilla (European eel)
Lineage: Eukaryota; Metazoa; Chordata; Actinopteri; Anguilliformes; Anguillidae
Product: ceramide synthase 1-like
Exons: 7
Coding region: 950-2020 (356 amino acids)
Biological process (GO): ceramide biosynthetic process
Cellular component (GO): membrane
Molecular function (GO): sphingosine N-acyltransferase activity
Source: RefSeq, a predicted model, not a curated record
GAAUUGCGUCACGUGACCUCUAUGCCUCUUCUUCGUUUUGUUUUGCUAUAGGCGGUGCGUGUGUCCCCAAAUUCUCACUAAGAUCUGACGGGGCAAGAGAUCCGGGCGGAUUGGCGAACAGUGAAUCAAAAUGGGACUAUAAAGCAACAGAAAGAAAGAGAGUAACAAUUCUACGAAAUCCUCUGGGUCAUUGUUUCCCACGCUGUACGCAUCUCUGACACUUGACAAGACGCGGCUACUCUGAAGAUACGUUGACCAGCAUUACAGAAGAAACCGAUUAGCCUGCUAGCUAAGGAUAUCUGCCUUUCUGCGGAUAUUACGUUUCUGAUUUAUGUUCAGUAUUUGCAACGUGUUCUUCCGUUCACAAUAUGUAUGUUAAUCUAAUCAAGAGAUACAACGACGGGAUGUUAUGCGAUUCAAAAGGGACAUUUUACGUUGAAAUAAUGUGAAGUAGGCGAUUCGUGUCAUCAUCAAUGGUGAAGCGUUUGUUUAAACUAGGCCUAUGAUAAGACCAGAUGACUAUGGCUACAUUUUUAUUGCAUACUUAACACAAGGUCUGCGUAAUCAGCGGAUGGAUGUAAUAGAUACUUUCGCGUUAAAUAUGUGAAAUAUGGAAAAUGUCAUUUCAUGUAUGUGGUGUUCGCUUUAAAUGUAGAGAUCUGUUCUUGUAAAACAUCCAAUCGAAGCUGUUGUAUUAAACCCAUACGUCUCGUAUGUGCUUUCGCGGCUGCGGGGUGAUCAGUUAAGCCUAUUAAACUGCGCCGCGCUGUGUGAAAUGGGCCGACGACUUAAUUUGGGAAACAAAUAAUUAUUUGAGGCUUAAAGCAGCUUAAAGCAUUUCCGAUUUUUUGGGUGUGGUGACCUGGUCACAAAAACACAAAGCGCUGAUUUAUUCUACAUAAAGGGCCAGCUAAAAAAACUCCAGCAUUCACUGCAGCCCAUUGCAACAAUGGAGCGACUGUACGGCGGUGGCAGGAACUCUGGGGUGGUUGAGCCGAUGCCUGGCUAUGUGGAACUCAUCUCCAGGGGCUCUACCGUCAUGCUCGGUGCCUAUAGAGACUGCAAGAGCUGCGGCGUGGAGCUCUCCAAAAAGACUCUCCUGGACAAUGCACUCAUAACGUGGGUGGAGGUCGGCCUGUUCUUCGUGUGCGCAGUAAUGUGGACGCUGACCCGCCGUGGUCUGACGGCAUGCCUCUUUCAGCCAGUGGCCCGGUGGUGCCAGCUGAAGCCGCGGUGUGCUGCUAAAAUGCCGGAGAGCGCGUGGAAGCUCUGUUUCUACAGCAUGUCCUGGUCCUACAGUGCCUAUCUCCUGUUCUGCACACACUACUCCUUUUUCUACAACCCUCCUUCCGUCUUCUAUGGCUGGAAGAGAGGGAUGGCGGUUCCCGCGGAUAUCGCCCUGGCGUACCUGAUCCAGGGCAGCUUCUAUGGCCACUCCAUCUACGCCUCCAUCUACAUGGACGCCUGGAGGAGAGACUCCAUCGUCAUGGUGACGCAUCACAUCAUCACUCUGGCUCUGAUCACUUUCUCCUACGCCUUCAGAUAUCACAAUGUUGGGGUGCUGGUCCUGUUCCUGCACGAUGUGAAUGACGUGCAGCUGGAGUUCACUAAGCUCAAUGUCUACUUUAAAACCCGGGGGGGUGGCUACCACCCGGCCAACAGCAUCAUCUCCACCCUGGGCUGCAUCAGCUUCAGCGUCACAUGGUUCUGGUUCCGGCUGUACUGGUUCCCCCUCAAGGUUCUGUACGCCACCUGUGUGUCCAGCCUGGCGUCUGUCCCUGACAUCCCUUUCUACUUCUUCUUCAACUGCCUCCUCCUGCUGCUGCUGCUCAUGAACAUCUACUGGUUCCUGUACAUUGUGUUCUUCGUGGUGAAAGUGCUGACGGGGCAGAUGAGGGAGCUCAAUGAUGUGCGGGAGUACGAGGAGGAAGAGGAGGAAGAGGAGGAGCCUCUGAGAGAUGGCUCUGUGAAAUAUAGGUCCCCUGUGCAGAAUGGCCUUGUGAAAGACAAGCAUCUAUAAUGAUCUCAGUAGCACCUACUAGUUGCACUUAUCUGGAACUGCAAGUAACUAGGUGGCCCAGCAGAAAUUUAGCCCAUUGUUGUGGAUGGAGUUACUGACUGGUCUUUUAUAAAGAAAAACAAAAAUAGGCUGCUAGGCUAUGACAGUUUUUAGUUAUUUUACAUUUUUUUAUUUACACCACUGUGAAUGUUUAUUUCAGAUUGCUGUACUUGUGUCAGGUAAGAAGUACAUGUUUUGUUGACAGGCGACUGUUCUCAAGUAUAACCCUGAUUAUUUUCCGGUUUUUCUAUGUACACUCCUAGGUGCCCAGCAAGACGGGCUCUCUCUCGCUCUCUGUUUGAACUUCGCCAGAGCAGAGACACAGAAAUGCAGGUAGAAACAGGUAGAAAUGCAGGUAUUUGAAAGUGAUGCCGUUCACAGUGAUGCACAGUUUGCCUGGAUGAUACUGAUGUGUUUUUUAUCGUUUGAGCUCUCCACAAUGGCUGCCAUUUUCCUGACUCUGGGGGUGAAGGCAACAGCAGGGGAGUGUGUGCGCCCCCUACAGGCAAAAAGCAUGCCUGUUUAUUUAUCCACCGAAGCCUUCUCCCGUCUCGAACAGUAUCCGAGGGUUACCAUUGAACCCAAGCAGGUCCUGUGCCACUGAGCCACGGUGAUGGGUUAUGGUUAGGAGCUAGCAUUAGGGUUUAUAGUUAGCGGUUAGGGUUUAAGGUUAGGGUAUCCUCGGUGAUGGGUUAUGGUUAGGAGCUAGCAUUAGGGUUUGGAGUUAGCGGUUUGGGUUUAAGGUUAAGGUUAGGGUAUCCACGGUGAUGAGUUAUGGUUAGGAGCUAGCAUUAGGGUUUGGAGUUAGCGGUUAGGGUUUAAGGUUAGGGUAUCCACGGUGAUGGGUUAAGGUUAGGAGCUAGCAUUAGGGUUUGGAGUUAGCGGUUAGGGUUUAAGGUUAGGGUAUCCACGGUGAUGGGUUAUGGUUAGGAGCUAGCAUUAGAGUUUGGAGUUAGUGGUUAGGAUUUAAGGUUAUGGUUAGCGUGGUUUUCAGUCUUUGAGGAUGGGGAAUCAUCCGUGUUUGGAAAUAAGGGAAGUACUUUUUGGGUCCCUUGUGGGGAGGGGGUUACUAAAGUGUUAUGAUGGAGAGGAAAGUAAAUAACAUUUUCACAUUUCCUGUUUUCAUAGUGUACGUUUUAGCUCCGAAAAUGAAGGCAUACAUGUUGAUGACAGUAGACAGUUGCUGUAGCUAAAUUGGAUUGUAGACCUACAAGAGUUUUUGUUAUAUAGUUGUACUAUGUUUUAGGCUUUAUUAUUACAUAGGAUUUAUGGACAGCAGAUUUGAUCUUGGACAUAGGUUUUGGCAACAGUUUUAAGUAACAACACUGAUUUAAUAGCUGUCUUUAUUAUGCAGGUAUAAUAAAUCCUUGAGGAUCUUGUGUUUACUCAAAACAAGCA